GUUGUACCUUCCCGUCCUGAGAUCUUCACAACUUCCCAUUCAAAGACACACAGUGAAAAAGACAUGUUUCCGACAAAAUCAUCAUUUUCAAGCCUCAAACCACCAACCCUUCUGACACCCAACCGUUUCGUCCCGCCACUUCAUAGCUUUCCCAUUCACCGUCACCCAAGAACCCUGGCCACCAUGUCCACCUCAGAACCGCCCCCAUCCCUCCCCAAAAUGCCAUCCCUCAUCUACGGCACAGCCUGGAAAAAAGACCGCACCGCCGACCUCGUCUAUGAAGCAAUCAAAGCCGGCUUCCGGGGAAUCGAUACAGCGGCCAUGAAACGGCAUUACGACGAGGCCCUCGUCGGCGAGGGUAUUCGAAGGGCGAUAUCUGAAGGCAUCGUCAGCAGGAAUGAUCUCUGGAUACAAACCAAAUACACCCCCUCCCCCUCCACCCACUACACCUCCACCAACCCGCUCACAACCUCCCUCACAACCUCGAUAGCCUCCUCCCUAUCCAACCUCUCCACCCCGGAUCACCAACCCCCCUACCUCGACGCCUUAAUCCUCCACUCCCCUUUUGAAACCCUCCCUGAAAACAUCACCGCCUGGACCCAUCUCACUUCUUACCUCCCCAAUCAAAUCCGCCACCUAGGCUACUCCAACGUUCCCCCGGAUUUCCUCGAUAUCUUUGACGAGUUUCUCGACCUGAACUCUUCUCUCCCAAGAGUAAGUCUGAUACAAAACAGGUUUACAGCGGGCAUGUACAACUGGGAUAUUGAAACGAGGAGAUGGUGCAAAGGGAAUGGGGCGGUGUAUCAAGGGUUUUGGGUUUUGACUGGUAAUGUGGAUGUUUGGAGGCAUGCCAAGGUGGUGAGGGAGGUGAGAGGAGGGAUUGGGACUGGGUAA
Messenger RNA from Podospora anserina S mat+, 894 nucleotides. RefSeq lists its product as uncharacterized. The record is from RefSeq and is a predicted model, not a curated record. The annotation marks the transcript as partial. The transcript is spliced from 2 exons. Gene Ontology annotation, cellular component: cytosol. Lineage: Eukaryota; Fungi; Ascomycota; Sordariomycetes; Sordariales; Podosporaceae. Gene Ontology annotation, molecular function: aldose reductase (NADPH) activity.